GGCUGGGAGGCGGCGCCGCCAGCCUGCAACGCCAACCCCGACCUCGACCAACCCGGCACCGCAGGAGGUGGAGGCGGAGUCCAUGAUGCUGGUCUCCGGGCCGCGCGUCGCCGUCUCCGGGCUGAGGCGAGCCGACUGCCGCGCAGUGCCUGCUCUCAUGAAGAUGAAUGUGUCCUGUUCGUCAAUGCCGGUGGGUAUAUCUGGAAAAAACUGCAAAGGAAGCAGAAGACAAUGUGCACCGGAGAGAGAUGCACAAUAUUCAAUACUCUUAUGUCCCGCACAAUGCACCGCACAAGGUCCCUGCUCCCUUCCCUGCUACAGUGAGGAGACGAGAGAGGAGAUUGCUGGAUCUGGAAAUGGAGGUCAGCACCACCUACAGGACAAGAGCGGCGCUCCUCUCCGACUCUUCAAGGUCUCUCAUGCUCUGCUCUUGCUCUGGCUGAAUUAGAAGGUUAGGUGUGACAAAAAACUGAAACUUUAUCUCCUAAUAUCCCUGCAUUUUUGCAAAAUCAAAUUUGUGUCAGCUAUGUGACCAAUGAUCAUACACUUGUUUCAAAUAAUCAUACACUUAUCAAUUUCCACGGACAGGUUAAUGGUGUAUACCUGCUUCUGAGCUGCCGUGCAAAGACUCUGUUAUCUCUUGAAUUUAUCCACUGCCAACUUUAUCCUGCAGUCAUGGAUAAACUUUGCAUUAGUCUUUGCCAGCCAGGUUCCCAAAACUACAAGUUUCAGUCCUUUUAUUCUGCCUUGGUCAUAAUGUUAAUUUUUCUGCCAUAUGUUAAAUUUUUUGUCAUAUGUAGGCCAUCAGAUAACUUGUGUAUGUUCAUCUAGCUGCAAAAGAAACUUAUGACUUGUGUCGUCGGUAAAAAAAAUAGUAGACCAGUUUACAGUUGAAAGGACCAGACACUGCCAUUUGCUUAUUGUGUUAUACUCCCAAUGAAUCUUAAUUAUUUCUGAUAUGUUUCAG
Triticum urartu is the source of this 967-nucleotide messenger RNA. The record is from RefSeq and is a predicted model, not a curated record. NCBI's taxonomy places the organism in Eukaryota, Viridiplantae, Streptophyta, Magnoliopsida, Poales, Poaceae.